AUGGUGGUGGUCAAUUAUUUGCUCUUCGAGAGCGCCGUCGGCUUCUCGCUGUUCGAAGUGGUGCACCAGGCCGAUACCGUCGGCUUGGAGCUGCCCGAGGUUAAGGAUGCGAUGAAGAGCCUCGACAAGUUUGGCAAGAUGAUCCAAUUGCGCAGCUUCAACCCCUGGACCUCUGCCGCCCACGGUUUGGAAGCGAUCAACCUUAUCUCGGAGGGAAUCAUGCCCGACCAUCUCAAGAACACCCUUGAACUCAACCUGCCGCAGACCAGCGGGAAGAAGAGCAAGAUCGUGCUGGGUGUUGUAGACAAGCGGAUAGCGGGCGAGAUUAGCGCCACCUUCCCCGGCGUCCAGUGCGAAGCUGCCGACACCUCCGAGGUUGUCGCCGCGCUCCUGCGUGGUAUCCGUCUUCACGCCAACAAGCUCCUUAAGGGUCUCCAGGAGGGCGACAUCAACCGUGCUCAGCUGGGUCUUGGCCACGCCUACUCCCGCGCCAAGGUCAAGUUCAGCGUCCACAAGAACGACAACCACAUUAUCCAGGGCAUUGCGACUCUCGAUGCGCUUGACAAGGGCAUUAACCAAAGUGCGAUGCGCGUCAGGGAGUGGUAUGGGUGGCAUUUCCCCGAACUCAUCCGGAUCGUGUCCGACAAUGGCACCUACGCCAAGUUGGUUAUUGCUGUCGGCAACAAGCGGUCCCUCACCGACGAGAGCGUUGACGACCUCGCGAACGUCCUCAACCAAGACCAGGACAAGGCCGAGGCGAUCAUCCAAGCCGCCAAGAUUUCCAUGGGCCAAGACAUCAGCGACACCGACCUUGCCAUGGUCAAGGACCUUGCCUCGAACGUCUCCAAGAUGGCCGACUACAGGCGCAUCCUCGCCGAGUCGCUCGACAAGAAGAUGGGCGAUGUUGCCCCCAACCUCCAGGUCAUUCUGGGCACCCCUGUCGCGGCCCGCCUCAUUUCGCACGCCGGCUCCCUGACCAACCUUGCGAAGUACCCCGCAUCGACACUCCAGAUCCUCGGUGCCGAGAAGGCCCUCUUCCGUGCCCUCAAGACAAAGGGUGCGACACCCAAGUACGGUCUGCUCUACCAGAGCUCCUUCAUCGGGCGCGCCGGCCCCAAGGUCAAGGGCCGCAUCUCGCGGUACCUGGCCAACAAGUGCUCCAUUGCCAGCCGUAUCGAUAACUUUUCUGAGAAGCCGACGAAGCGCUUCGGCGAGGUAAUGCGCGACCAGCUGGAGCAGCGGCUCGAGUGGUACGCCAAGGGGACCAAGCCGAUGAAGAACAUCGACGCGAUGGGCAAGGCAAUCCAGGCAGUUAUGGACGACGGUGACGACAUGGAUAUCGACGAGGAGAUGAUCGACCAUCCUCCGGCCAAGGAGAAGAAGGAGAAGAAGGAAAAGAAGAAGGAGAAGAAGGACAAGAAGCGGAAGAGUGUCGGAGGCGAGGAUGUCGAGAUGGUGGACGUCAACGGUGAUGGCGAGAAGAAGAAGAAAAAGAAGAGAAAGUCGGUGGCCGCCGAAUAG
This is a messenger RNA of Chaetomium fimeti, 1521 nucleotides long. RefSeq lists its product as uncharacterized. Gene Ontology annotation, cellular component: box C/D methylation guide snoRNP complex; small-subunit processome. The record is from RefSeq and is a predicted model, not a curated record. NCBI's taxonomy places the organism in Eukaryota, Fungi, Ascomycota, Sordariomycetes, Sordariales, Chaetomiaceae. The transcript has 2 exons. Gene Ontology annotation, molecular function: snoRNA binding. The coding region runs from base 1 to 1521 and encodes 506 amino acids.